AACAUUGAUUGGAUUUUUUUUGUUUACAGAAACUUUUCCAACAUUAAAAACAACAACAAAACAAAAGUGUUACUGUCUCCAGCGGCAAGUGUAAACAUGAAAAGCAACUAGAUCUAAUAACUAAUGUGUAGUUACUCACUGACAGCUGCAUAAUAAUUGUUGACGAAUUGAAGAUAUUGAUGAAUUCUAUACCUGGCAAUGACGCCUCAAGGGGACAUAAAGCAUUUAUCACUUAUAGAUUCUGGUGUAAGCAACAUCUGGUCUUUAUCUCUAGCAAGUGAUCUUGAAAGUUUGAACCUUCAUGGAAAUCACAUUCAUCACAUCAGUAACCUUUCUCAUUUAACAAAUCUUGUUCACUUGGAUUUAUCAGCCAACCAGAUAUCAAUCAUAGAUGGACUAGAAACACUUGUUGGUCUGAAGACAUUGAAUUUGUCGUGCAAUCUCAUUACAGAAGUUUCAGGACUGUCUGGCCUUAGGUCACUUGAGUCUUUAAAUUUGAGCUACAAUCAAAUAGAAAGUAUCAAAGGCUUACACUGUUUUUGUGCAGCAUCAUUCCAUUUGAACUAUUUAGCUUUACAUGGUAACAAGUUAAAGAACAUUCAAGAUGUCAUCAGGUCUGUACAAGGAAUUAGAACUUUACAUCAUUUAGUGCUCCGCCAAGACGGAUCAGGGAAUCCAUUAUGUCACAUUCAAGGUUAUGAGCGUAACAUCUGGUCUAAUGUUCACCAACUACAGACUCUAAAUGGUUUAGAUAAGUCUGGCAAAUUUAAUAGCAAUUUGGAUUCUGUUAGCAAUAUUCCAGGAUUGGCAUCUUGCCUAGAUAUUUUGUUGUCCAGUAGUCAGGACCAAUCAUCUCAGGCCUCCAGUCCAGCUUUAUUUAUUACACCCAAGAUAGAUGCCGUUAUUGAACAGUUCAAACAAAAACUUGCCAUGGCCCAGGACUCCAGCUCAUCAAUGGAUCAUUCUUUAGUCAAAUCUUCUGUCUCAAGUCCACAAACUGACAAUAGCUAUUCUAAAAGCACAAGAAGAAAGGACAAUGCUGGACAUGUCAGCACAGCCAAAGGAAAAAAAACAAGUUUUCAGACACAUCCAGCCUACUCCAGUGAUCCUGAUGAGUCUGACCCAGUACAUGACCAGCCUACCAAGUAUGACCUGGCCACUAAUGAAAUGAUCAGACCCAAAGGAGCCACGAGUGCAGCUACAAGCAGGAGAAGGGGACAGACCCCUGCCAGUGUCAAGAAAUUUGUCCAGGGACUUAGUACUACUGACGGAGCUGAUGUCAAACGAAAAGGUCAGUCCUCAUCCCAGAGAGUUACUUCAAGAAUAGACAAUCAUGACACAUCAGAUCAACGGGGACGGGAUGAAGCUGAAGCUGUAUAUAAGGAUCUCUUGGCCUCUUUAGAAACAGAAAAGGAAAGACGAUGGCAAGCAGAACAGGCAGCUCGUAAAAUGGCGGAACUUCUCAAGAAAGCGCAAGCCAGAGGUCAAGAGAGUGAAGCAAUGAAGAGCUCCGCCAUUGAGGCCACGUCCCAGUUGAAGCAGGCCGUGAUGAAUGAGCAUGAAGCCAAUGUUGUUUUGAAGGAAGAGAUCUUCGCCUUGCAGCGUGACGUCAGCCAAUUAAAAGAGCAACUGGAGGAGGCUAAACGGGCUGAGGAAAAAAGCCGCGAAGCUCUGAAACAAGCGGAGACAACUAUGGCCCGUCAAGAAGCAGACGAGAUGUCCGAACGAGUCCACCAGAAAAGCCAGCUACAAGAAGCACAACACAGAGCGUCGGCCAUGUCUCGAGAAGUUCAAGUGUUGAGACAUUCGCUGGAGGCUACAAAACUUCAGUUGCAACAGUUGCAGGAGACACUGGCUGCCAGAGAAAAUGCCCACAGGGAAGAAUUGAGAACUCGCUACAAGCUCAACAGUCCUGACUUACAACAAAUCAUACAAGAAAAAGUCAAAAAUGCUGAAAGAUCUUUCCAGGCUGAACAGACGAAACAGCAAGAGAGAGUGGAACAACUCACGCUGCAAUACACAGACCUGGAGAACGAGUUCCGUUACGCCUUGCAGUUAGAGGAGACACGAAUGAAAGAGAUCAAAGUUGAUUACGAGCGAGUUUGUGCUGAGAACCUGGAAAAUAAACAGUUGUUGUUGGCGGCACAGAGGAAGGAAGAGUCGACCUCCACCAUGAUCUCAGAGUUGUCUGCGCUUGUGAAGGAGCAGAAAUGUCGCCUGGCAGAACUUGCCAAGAGUAAACAAGAACAGUCGAUGUGUUAUAAGGAAAGAUUACAGGACCUGGAGUCUGAGCUAGCGGAUACUAGAAAGGUUGCUGCCCAGGUAGAGAUUUUAAAACAGAACAAGUCUAAACUUCAAGCUACCAUCCAGGCCCAAGAAUCAGUCAUUGAAGGUCUGAAGGCUGAGAGGAAACUGUGGGGGCAGGAAUUAGCCCAGCAAGGUGCCACUCUAUCCCAAGACCGAGGAAGACUCGAGGCUAAAAUAGAAACUUUGUCCUCUGAAGUGACCAGUCUGAAGAAACAAUUGGAGCGUGAAGUUGACACUGUGAAGAUCAAGACAAAACUGAUCGAAGACCAAACAGAAACCAUUCGAAAGUUAAAGGAGGCUGUAGUCGAGAGAGAUGAAACAAUACGAGCUACGCGAGAGGAGAAUUUGAAGAUUCACAGAUCGCUGGAGGAUCAGCUGAUUGAAGUGAAGAGCUCACUAGAAGAAACAAGGGAUCUACUAGACAGGGCAACUAUUAGAAAAGAUGAGCUGAAAGAACAAGUUGCUAACUUACAGCAUGAGUUGAAAGAAGAAAGAGAAAACCACAGCUUACUGAGUGCUCGGUGGAAAGAGAAAGGGGAAUUGAUUGGUCAACUGGAGACACGUGUGAUCAAAAUGAAAGACACGUGGGGCCAGAAAGAAUCGGACCUGACGAGAGACAGAGACACAGCUCUGGAACAAGCCAAACAAGCCAUUGAGAAACUCAAGUCAGCAGAUAAUAUCUUCAGACAGCAGCUAGACCUUAAAGAAGCAGCUUACCAAGAAAAGAUAACUCAGCUGGAACUAGAGAAAGAAAGAGAACUAGAACUGGCUAAUCAAAAGGUUGUUCUAGUGGAAGAAGAAAUGCGUGAACUCUUGAGAGAGACUGAAAUGAAUAAAAGAGCUAUGGAGGCCAAGUUGAAAAAAUUUACUCAAGCCUUGGGUGAUCUGCAGACUGAUUUCUUGUGAUACUUUUAUGUGAUACUUGUGUACAGACGUGACCAAUCAAAUACCUUGUUCAUGUUGUUUUAGUUGAUGUAAUAAACUUUGCAUAGGCUGUUACAGAAAUGUAUAGUUUUUAUUUGUGUCUGAGAAUACAUGUGAAAUCAGUUCAAAAGAGCUAUUAGGCACAUUGUCCUUAUUGUUAAAAGACAAUGCUUUGUCUUCUCCAAUGAAAUAGACAUCCCCUUUUUCAAAUUUAGCCCACACAUAUUUGAGCAUUCACACAGUUAAAAAAAGAAAAUAUCUAUCAGAUUUUAUAAAGUAUAAUUAUUUAUUUGGACAGUUUCUAUGCUAUAAUUUAAAAAAAAAAAAUAGAAAA
This is a messenger RNA of Biomphalaria glabrata, 3565 nucleotides long. RefSeq names its product leucine-rich repeat and coiled-coil domain-containing protein 1-like. Gene Ontology annotation, cellular component: cytoplasm. The record is from RefSeq and is a predicted model, not a curated record. The transcript has 26 exons. Gene Ontology annotation, molecular function: protein binding. NCBI's taxonomy places the organism in Eukaryota, Metazoa, Mollusca, Gastropoda, Planorbidae. Bases 199 to 3213 code for a protein of 1004 amino acids.